AUGAAUAGCGAACUUUCACUGCAGCAGGCCGGCCGUAACAUCAGUGUGGUUGGAGACGACUUCGUAUUGGAUGGUAAAGUGCUCCGAAUUAUAUCAGGAUCGCUGCACUACUUCAGAUUACCUUCUUUAUAUUGGAGAGAUCGGCUACGGAAAUUAAAAGCGGGAGGGCUCAAUGCAGUGUCAACGUAUGUGGAAUGGAGCUAUCAUGAACCAGAAGAAAGACAGUAUAUGUUUGAGGGCGACUACGACGUUGCUCGUUUCAUACAAAUUGCCGCUGAAGAAGGGCUCUACGUUUUGCUGCGACCCGGGCCAUAUAUAUGCGCUGAAAGAGAUUUGGGUGGAUUUCCAUAUUGGCUGCUUGGCAAAUAUCCCAAUAUUAGGCUGCGUACUCUUAACAAAGAUUUUAUUCGAGAAACUAAAGUAUGGAUGGAAAAACUGUUUUCGUAUUUGAACCCUCUAUUGAUAGGAAACGGUGGUCCGAUUAUUUUAGUUCAGGUUGAAAACGAGUAUGGAAGCUAUGGGGGCGAUAAAAAAUACAUGGCAGAAAUUCGUGAUAUAUUACUGAAACACGUCGGAAACAAAGCUUUGUUGUAUACAACGGACGGGACUUACCCAAGCAUGUUCACGGACGGUUCAAUUGACGGUGCAGUCGCUACAAUUGAUUUUGGUAGUCUAUAUAAUAUAACAAAUAUAAUCCAAACUUUCCGUCGCUAUUUUCCUCGUGGGCCGUUAAUGAAUUCCGAAUACUACUCAGGCUGGCUCACUCACUGGAAUGAAUCUUUACAACAAAUUUCGGGGAAUGAUGUUGUAGACACGCUACGUAUCAUGUUGAAUAAUAAUUUCAACGUUAACUUCUAUAUGUUCUUCGGAGGUUCUAAUUUCGAAUUUAGUGCCGGGGCGAAUUACGAAAACACUUAUUUACCUGAUAUAACGUCAUAUGACUACGAUGCUCCUUUAAGUGAAGCUGGGGAUCCAACCGAAAAAUAUUACCUUAUAAGAAAUCUUUUAUCCGAGUAUUAUCCAGAAAUUAAAAAUAUCACAGCACCAGAACCGUCUAAGAAAGCAGCCUACGGAGAAAUUACUUUACAACCCAGAGGCAGUAUUUUAAGUACCAAGGGACGGAAUCACUUAGGAAAGAAAUACGAAGAUGUCAUAGGUUCUAAACUUCCAACCUUCGAGUCUUUAAGACAGCGAGCUGGGUUGCUUCUUUAUGAGACAACACUCAAUGAUACGGAUGGACAAUUGAAAAUAGCCAAGCCUCGGGACAAUGUGUAUGUUUAUGUUGACGGCGAGCUGCAAGGCAUCUUGUACAGAAUGUGUAAACAAUACACCCUAAGUAUCAAAUGUAAACCUGGUUCCACCCUUUCGUUACUGGUGGAAAACCAGGGGCGUAUCAAUUUUGGCAGCCACCUUCAUGACUACAAAGGUAUUCUUAGCACAGUGGAACACAACAACACUGUUCUGGAUGGCAAAUGGACAGUUACAGGUUUUCCUUUAGUUUUCAACACUUCAACAGAAAAACCUCUAGUUAAUGAAGUUGAACUUAAACGAGGUCCAGUUUUAUUCGAAGGGUCCUUUACGGUCUCGAGUGCCGAAAAUCUUCUAGACACCUAUUUGGAUACCACCGGUUGGAGUAAGGGUUACGUGUGGAUUAAUGGUCAUAACUUGGGUCGCUACUGGCCCAGGGUGGGACCUCAAAUUACACUUUAUGUACCAGGUGUAUGGCUUCGUCCGGAAAAUAACAGCAUAUUUGUACUGGAACUAGAAGAAGCGCCUAAGGAACUCACGAUGCAAUUAAUUGAUUCACCAGUUCUAAACAGGAAAGGAAUAUUGUGUAAACUUACAUAA
Molecule: messenger RNA, 1848 nt
Organism: Parnassius apollo (apollo)
Lineage: Eukaryota; Metazoa; Arthropoda; Insecta; Lepidoptera; Papilionidae
Source: the annotation of a GenBank genome assembly